This is a messenger RNA of Paramecium octaurelia, 618 nucleotides long. NCBI's taxonomy places the organism in Eukaryota, Ciliophora, Oligohymenophorea, Peniculida, Parameciidae. The record is from the annotation of a GenBank genome assembly.
AUGAUCUCUAACAAUAAUAGAAUGAAUGACGAAACCUCUAACAAAAUAAGACAAAGAAAAGUGAGAUAUGUUAAGGAUGCUUGGAAUGCAGUUUUAUAAUGGAGGGACUUGUUUGAAAAUGGAUAUUAUGAUGUUGAUGGUAAUAUUGUGUACCCGAAUUGCGAUUAGGCAGCUUUGAAGGUUGGAAUUCCAUUAAGAUCUCUUUAAGAGUAUCAUAAAACCUUUAAGUAUUGUUUUAAUUUUUAAUAGAGAAAUAUCCCUAAAUCCAUCGAGAUUGAAAGAUUUUUCAAUGAAAAGAUGGGUCAACUAAAGAAAUUUAUGCAACAAAUUAAAAAACAGUAAGCUAAAUUAUAGAAAGAGGAAAAAGAAGUUGAAUAAGACUAGGCCACUUGGGAUAAUAUGAUUAUAGAAGCAGAUGACUAAUUCUCAGUUUAAAUAGAACAAGAUGAUCAGCAGGAGCAUUAAUAAAAUUUUUAAAUGACAUAAUCUUUGGAGAAUAAUUAAUAUUGUUUUGAAUAGUGGGAUUAGGAGGAUCAAUAUAAUUAAUAUUAUGAAAGCUAAUCUUAUGAUUUCAAUGAUGAUCAUUUUAUGGGAAAUUAUCUUGAUGACCUCUUAUGA